AGCAAUGCCUAUGUCUCUCACUCGCGUUGCCACAUUGUCCUAAACAAACACAAACCCACAUGUCAAAGUUUGGAUUUUUCUCACCUGUAGUUUCGUCUAUUUAUUUCAUCGAGGCUCUCCAUUUUUCUCUAUUUUUCCUGCACGUUUCAGAACAUCCGUUGAAAACACACACUGCGAGUAGCAACAGCUGUUCAAAAGCACUUUUGCAUGUUGCUGCUUUUGCUCAUUCUCUGUUGAUCUCUCUGCUUGUUGUUCAGCACGUAUAUUGUGUCAUGGCAGAUGGGUUUUUGAUAUUUUUAUGAAUUGCAUCAGGGGUUGUCUUCUUCCUGUUGUUUGGAGCUGGAGGGUUUCUGGGUUUUGAUUCGAUUUAGUGGUUGUGGGCUGUGCGCUGAUGGGUCCUGUGAGAGGGAUUAGGAAGAGAAAGAAGGCUGAGAAGAAGGGUGAGGAGAAUGCUUCUGGUUCUGGGUCAUCAGAGAAGGAAGGUCCUGUGGAUUGGUGGGAUGAAUUCUCCAGAAGAAUUAAUGGUAUGCAGUCUCCAUCAAAGGUUUUAGACAAGUUUGAAUCUGUUUUUAAGCUAUCCAGGAAAACCUUCGAGUACAUCUGUUCACUUGUGAGUGAAGAUAUGAUGGCAAAGUCGGCACAUUUUGUGUUUACAAAUGGUAAGCCCUUGUCUUUGCAUGAUCAAGUCGCUGUAGCCUUAAGAAGAUUGAGCUCGGGUGAGUCACUAGUGACAAUUGGUGAUUCGUUUGGGGUGAACCACUCAACUGUGUCUCAAGUGACCUGGCGAUUUGUCGAAGCCAUGGAAGAAAGAGGACUUCACCACCUGCAAUGGCCUUCCACUGAAGCAGAAAUGGCAGAAGUUAAAUCCAAAUUUCAGAAAAUACGAGGCUUUCCCAAUUGUUGCGGAGUUGUUGAUACCACUCACAUCAUGAUGUGUUUGCCUGCUUCUGACCCCACAAGUAACGCGUGGCUCGAUCAAGAGAAGAAUCACAGCAUGGUCUUGCAAGCCAUUGUGGACCCUGACAUGAGGUUUCGGGACAUAGUUACCGGAUGGCCAGGAAAAAUGAAGGACUGGUCGGUGUUUCAGAGUUCGAAUUUUUAUCAGCUCUGUGCUAGAGGUGAGAGAUUGAAUGGGAAAAGGUUAGAGCUCUCCACAGGAUUGGAUAUCCGGGAAUACAUACUCGGGGACUUGGGGUUUUCUUUAUUGCCCUAUCUCGUGAUCCCCUAUGAAGGGAAAGAACUCCCAGAGCCGAAAGCUCAGUUCAAUAAGUGGCAUUAUGCUACGCAGAAGGUAGCGCAGAGAGCAUUGGCGAGGUUGAAGGAUAGGUGGAGGAUCAUUCAGGGAGUGAUGUGGAGACCUGACAAACAUAGAUUGCCGAGGAUCAUUCUCGUUUGCUGCUUGCUUCACAACAUUGUUAUAGAUAUGGAAGGCGGGGUUCAAGACGAGAUGCCUCAGUCUCACAAACAUGACUCAGAAUACCGCCAACAGAUUUGUGGAACUGUUGACAUAAACGGCGUUCAUCUGAGAGAAAAGCUGUCUCUCUACCUGUCUGGAAGAAGGAUGCCAAUGCCACCUUGAUUUUGUUUCUUUUCCGUUUUCUUAUGAGUGUUAGGUAUCAAAGACAGUUGUAGUCUUCAGUUUUAAAGUUGUUUUCGCGACAUAUUUCAUACCGAAAAUUAUAGAGCUGAAGUCGGGUUUUCCCGAGUUUUGGUUUUGACUUGUGGGCUGUUUAUUUAGCAGGUGAGCCCCUGACAGUGAUAUUGUAUUGGAAUAAACAUUAAGUUUUCUUAGGA
Messenger RNA from Malus domestica (apple), 1794 nucleotides. Its product is annotated as protein ALP1-like. Gene Ontology annotation, molecular function: sequence-specific DNA binding. NCBI's taxonomy places the organism in Eukaryota, Viridiplantae, Streptophyta, Magnoliopsida, Rosales, Rosaceae. The record is from RefSeq and is a predicted model, not a curated record.